AUGGAUUUCCAUCUGGUGCCUCGAGGGGAAGAUCGCAAUUACACCGGGUUCCUCACCAAGACUAUUGUCUAUACAGCCUCGUUGAUUGUAUUUCUCGCGUCUUUUGGUCUAACCGUGUCCUCCAUCGUCGUCCCAAAAUGGGUCAUUUAUGAUGAUGUCGAUCACCACUAUUCCUACGGCCUCCACCGUCGCUGCUCCUCCGUAACCGGAGAAUGCGAGUCUUUCCCCCACCGCGAAGACUGCCACGCCGGUGACCGCUAUUUCUGCUCCAUGUGGCGCUCCGUCGGGUUUCUGAUGUCCUUUGCCGUCGUCUUGGAGGGAAUGAGCGUGGUCGCGUAUCUGAUUGUCUUGUCGGGUGGGAAGCGACUGCGCGAAUCGGGAUGGAAGAUACUCAGCCUGUUAAUUAUCCUGUCGGCUGUGGUGCAGGCGGCGAGCAUGUCGCUGGUGGCAUAUCUGUUCGACAACGAAGAGCGGUUCUUCGUCGGCUGGCGGCUGAGCGAGUCGUGGAUCUACUGCACUGUGAGCUGGUGCCUGAGUUUGUUCUGCGCCGGGGUGUUGAUCUUGGCGGCGCAUACAUUGCCCUCGGAGGGAGGCUAUGAGUUGAUUCCGGAUCAGGCAUUUUGA
This is a messenger RNA of Aspergillus sclerotioniger CBS 115572, 624 nucleotides long. RefSeq lists its product as uncharacterized. Bases 1 to 624 code for a protein of 207 amino acids. Lineage: Eukaryota; Fungi; Ascomycota; Eurotiomycetes; Eurotiales; Aspergillaceae. The record is from RefSeq and is a predicted model, not a curated record. The transcript is spliced from 4 exons.